ACAAUUACCACUCCAAACGGUUACCCGACCCGUUCUAACAUUUGAUCGCAUCAGAUACUUCAUAUCGCUAAAACCCUAAACCCUGCCUGCUGUUCUGAGGUUCUCAAAAGUUUUUCAAUUCUCCAUCUCCUUCAAAAAGUUUUCUUCCCAAUGGCUUCAAUUUGCAACAGAUUCAUCAGUAGAUCAUCACCCUUCAUCAAAUCCGCUGUUAGAUCUAACGGUCCAAAAUCCUCUUUUUCCAGAUCCGCCGCCGCUCCCUCCAUUUCCUCACCUCUCCCCUCCCCUUCCAUAUCUCCUCUUCGCCGUUUCUCCUCCAGGUGUCCAUCGGAGCUGGGAUCUGUGCAGUCACUGUUGCCGCUACACAGCGCAGUGGCAGUGGCGAGGAUGACUUCAUGCCUAAGCACAACAUCGAGGAGUUGCCGGGCUCUUUCUCAGGGUACACUCUGCUGCACCUAUCCCGGCCUCUAGUACUGUUUUAUCUGUUUUCUAUAGCACAUAAGUUCAAUAAGAGAAAUAAAGUGGGAAUUUACAGUGACAGGCUCAUCCUCAUUCUCAAAGUUUGGUCAAUCGGUUCCGAGGUGACUUGUUAGGGAUCAUAUGAUAAUGAGGAGUGUUCAAAAUCAAUAUGAUGGAAGCAGCCAGCAAGGACAUGUAGAUUGUUAUUUGAAAACGAAGUGACAUUUCUAACAGCAGAAAAGCUGAUUUUGAUUCUUACAAGUAAUGAGAUUGUUUUCUCUAAAGUCUGAAAUAAGAAUUCUAUUGUUAUUUAACUUUAUUCUUAUAUGAUCCCAACAGACAUAACCAUCACAA
Molecule: messenger RNA, 810 nt
Organism: Gossypium arboreum
Lineage: Eukaryota; Viridiplantae; Streptophyta; Magnoliopsida; Malvales; Malvaceae
Product: protein NONRESPONDING TO OXYLIPINS 2, mitochondrial-like
Exons: 4
Coding region: 151-468 (105 amino acids)
Source: RefSeq, a predicted model, not a curated record